AUGCAACUUUCGGAGGUAGCGGCGCUUGUGGUCGCCCUUAUUGGGGUUUGUGUCUGGACGGAAGACGGGAGCAAAGUUAUCUCGGAUCGCUUCGCGGUGUACUGGAACAAAACCAAUCCUAGAUUCCACCAAGGGGACUACACCGUGGAAGUCAGCAUCAAUGAUUACCUGGACAUAUACUGCCCACACUAUGAGAUCCCGUUUCCCAUGGACCAGAUGGAGAGAUACAUUUUGUACAUGGUCAACUACGAGGGACACAGCUCCUGUGACCAUCGGCAGAACGGCUUCAAACGCUGGGAAUGUAACCGUCCAGAUUCCCCCAACGGGCCCCUCAAAUUCUCCGAGAAGUUCCAGCUUUUUACCCCGUUCUCCUUAGGAUUCGAAUUCAGACCAGGGCACGAGUAUUACUACAUUUCGGCCACUCCACCUAAUCCGGUUGACAAACCCUGCUUAAAGUUGAAGGUUUAUGUUCGGCCAACAAAAUAUACUUAUAAAUGGGAAAAAUGCAGUGUUGCCGAAAGGACGAACGCUCGGAAAAAUGGGUAA
Molecule: messenger RNA, 546 nt
Organism: Protobothrops mucrosquamatus (brown spotted pit viper)
Lineage: Eukaryota; Metazoa; Chordata; Lepidosauria; Squamata; Viperidae
Gene: EFNA2
Product: ephrin A2
Exons: 4
Coding region: 1-546 (181 amino acids)
Biological process (GO): ephrin receptor signaling pathway; axon guidance; osteoclast differentiation
Cellular component (GO): plasma membrane
Molecular function (GO): ephrin receptor binding
Source: RefSeq, a predicted model, not a curated record